Molecule: messenger RNA, 1659 nt
Organism: Poeciliopsis prolifica (blackstripe livebearer)
Lineage: Eukaryota; Metazoa; Chordata; Actinopteri; Cyprinodontiformes; Poeciliidae
Product: leptin receptor gene-related protein
Exons: 4
Coding region: 125-517 (130 amino acids)
Biological process (GO): late endosome to vacuole transport via multivesicular body sorting pathway; negative regulation of growth hormone receptor signaling pathway
Cellular component (GO): endosome
Source: RefSeq, a predicted model, not a curated record
CCUCAGGAAACCCCGAUGGAGGAAGCAGGAAGUUUGUCCAGCAAGAGAAGACGCGUCGGAGCACAAACAAUAUCCAAAGAAGAGAAGAAAAGUGUUUCAGGGAGCGUUUAACAGAUUUACAACAAUGGCUGGGAUUAAAGCUCUGGUGGGUCUUUCGUUCAGCGGCGCCAUCGGACUGACGUUCCUCCUUCUGGGCUGCGCGCUGGAGCAGUUCGGGGUGUACUGGCCGCUUUUUGUGCUGAUUUUCUACGUGUUGAGUCCCCUCCCGACCUUCAUAUCCAGACGCCUGAGUGACGAUGACUCCUCCAGCAAUGCAUGCAGGGAGCUGGCCUACUUUUUAACGACAGGGAUCGUGGUGUCGUCUUUUGGCCUCCCCAUCGUCUUGGCCCGAAACAAUACGAUCCAGUGGGGUGCCUGCGGCCUGGUGAUGACGGGGAAUGCCGUCAUCUUCCUCACCAUCCUUGGCUUCUUCGUCAUCUUCGGAGGCGGAGACGAGUUCAGCUGGGAGCAGUGGUAGAGCGUGUGAUAAGCACUCGGGCAGACGGGGCGGGUCGUCGGACAGUGAGGCCAAGCGGACGGCAGAUCGAGGGGCACGUUUGUUCUGCGCUGACUCGGGAGGGUGUGGAAAGAACAAAACCUUCACCAAGACGAUUUUUCUUUCAUUCAAGGGAUCAGGGGUGUUUAGAUUUAACAGGCAGUACUUUUUAUGCUUAUGAAUGUGCCUUAAGUGUGUGGGACCGUAGGGACUGCGAGGCCUCCAGCCCCUAUAGCCACCGACUCUAUCCAUUAUAUGUCAUGUGUGUCAGCUGGCCUUAGCUUAAACUCCCAAAGCGGCCUCUUAUCGAAGCCAUCAUUCUUAUCACCGUGCCUCAGUUUAUAAUUAUUUUUGGAUCCCAUUCCUCCUGAAUGGGAUCCAAAAAAAAAAAAGUUGUAAUUCACAAUGCGAGGCUAACUGUGUUCUGAAACAUGGCUUGCGUAACACAAGCGCAGUUCGCUUUUAAAAGUCGGAAGGUGUUAAACGACGGUAGGACACAAGACUGAGGCGUUUCUCAAUUCUCUCUGUAUUUUUUUUUUUCUCAAGACUUUUUCAAUUUUUUCUCUGGUUCUUUCUCUUCCUGUCCCAGUUGUUUACAUCUUCACCAAAGAUCACUUCCGACUGCAACAAAACAAAAUAGAUGUAUGUUGUCCGAGUUCCCUGAUUCGUCUCAUGAACAAAAAGACACAUUGCGCAAUUUGAGUAGCUCAUUCUGCUAGCAUACGCUCUGAAGCCAAGUGCACUUCUUCACGUUGAACGUAUCCAUAACCGUCUGCCUUAUGUGGUUUUUAUUUAAUUAGCAAACAAAUCACCAAUGUUUGACUUGCUUUCUCUUGAAUCAAUAUUGAUAUUCAUAUUGUGUUUGUUGUUGAUGGGAGUGAGACUGUCGUCCCUCUCAUUGAAAACUGUACUUAUUGUUCUAUAUUAUGCUCAGUUUCUUUAGCAUUAGCUUCACAUCUGGGGGUAAGAUAAUAUAUUUUGUGUAAAACUGACACUUUGUCUCUUGGUAGAAUUUCUAUCCUUUAUAAAGUAACUUCCUCACACACUAAGGAGAACAUUGAGGUUAUUUUACAAGCUCCAAUCAUGUUCUCUAACAUUUAAUAAAACUUUGUGUUGUAAAUGUG